ACAAUCUGUCCGCCGCCAUUUUCCUUGUUGUAGGUGCAUCAAAUGUCAUAAUAAUUUAGUUUUUUCGAUAUUACAAAUUUUCAUUUACGUUUUCCUUUAAAUGCUAUAUUUUAUUAUACUAUAUUACUUUUUUUUAAUAUAUAUCGCUUACAUCUGUACUUUUCACGAUUAAAUUAUUAAUUCCGUCGUAGUGUUUUGUGUGAGGUCGUCAUUUCAAGGAUCCUUCAUGUUCUUCAAAGAGUAUCGUCUUUAAAAGGUAGCGAGUGAUCCACGCCCACAUCGAUGCAUCUUGGGAUGAGAAACGAGUGACGCGAGUCUGUAUUUGUGCUGAGUAAUGAAAACUUAGUGUAGGUAUUGUGUUACGAAUUUAAAGUGAGUGUUAAUGGGACAAUGAAUGAGUCCCCAGGCGUGGAGUGGCUGCCGGCGUACAGCCCUGGCCCGCCACGCCACAGCCCGCUGGGGCCAAUACCGAGAUUCCUGUACGAAGAUGUGCAGCCAUUGGCCCUACAACAGGAAAAUAACAACAAGGAGACUGAUCAGAAAGAGAACACGAAUAAAAUCAAACAUGCCAAACCAGCUUACAGCUACGCCAGCAUGAUCCGGCUGGCGAUCAGCAGUUCACCAAAUGGCAAGAUGACACUGAACGAGAUUUACAACUACAUCUGUAAUGCAUUCCCGUACUAUAAAGAAGUUGGCAAGGGAUGGAUGAACUCAAUAAGACACAACCUGUCUCUGAACAAAUGCUUCAUGAAGGUGGCGCGGAGUAAGGACGACCCGGGCAAGGGCUCGUACUGGGCCAUCGACACCAGCUACAAGAUGGCUGAGGUGACUCCGCGCCGACGCAGGAGUCUCAGGAUGGCGCCUUACAGCCCGGAGUGCAGUUCAAACAGCAGCGGUGAAGCGGGCGGCGGCGGCGCGCUGCCAUCAGCAGACGCGGCGCCGACGCCGCCGGCCACGCCGACCACGCCGACCGCACCAGCCACGCCUUCGGCGCCCACCACGCCAAUAACACUGCUCGAGCCGCACACCAUCAAAGAGGAACCGGGCAUUAAGGACGAGUUGGAUUCAAAACAUACAGAAGAUGCACUAACAGCACUAAUGAAUGAAGAGUUAAUGACCGACGUGGACAUCAGCACUGAGCGGCUGUGGAGCGACGGCGGGCGGCGCCACGUGUGCCACGCGGCGCUGACGGACGACUACGGCAACUUCGUGGUGCAGCGCCUGCACCACUGCGACUGCCCGCCCGCCGGCGGCGCCGCGCCGGUCACGCCGGCCGCGCCGCCCGCGCCCCACGCGCCGCUGUCCUACUGGCCCUCCGAGAUUUUAUAACACCGGAGCGCCGACAUCGUAAGGCCUGGCUAGCUCGACAGCUUGUAUGUGUAGGCGGUGCUUGUUGGGUGUUAGUGGUGAUUCUGUCAUGAUAUGAUCAUGAGAAGCCUAUUUUGAAACCUCGCGAAAACUGGUUUUAGAAUAACAUUUAAAAAAAAUCAUCUUAGGCAUUGGAGACGUAAGAUUAUUUGUAAUCAUGAUUCCAUUAUGA
This is a messenger RNA of Galleria mellonella (greater wax moth), 1540 nucleotides long. Its product is annotated as forkhead box protein fkh-2-like. NCBI's taxonomy places the organism in Eukaryota, Metazoa, Arthropoda, Insecta, Lepidoptera, Pyralidae. Gene Ontology annotation, biological process: regulation of transcription by RNA polymerase II. The record is from RefSeq and is a predicted model, not a curated record. The transcript is spliced from 6 exons. Bases 391 to 1329 code for a protein of 312 amino acids. Gene Ontology annotation, molecular function: DNA-binding transcription factor activity, RNA polymerase II-specific; RNA polymerase II cis-regulatory region sequence-specific DNA binding. Gene Ontology annotation, cellular component: nucleus.